AUGUCAACUCGUAUUGUACCACCUACCAUCUUUGAAACAUUUCCUCGCAUCGUUCGCAACACUGUCAAACCACUCCUUCUGAACACAAGUACACCUCACACUCGCCCCAUUAUGUCCAGUGGAGCUGCACCGAGCUCGGUUGCGGGGUCCAUUAGCGCCAACGUCGCAGACUAUAACUUCCAGACCAAGUUACCGUCCUCUUCAUCGACAUCUCUUGACUCACGCCAGUCUCUCCUGACCAACUCUGUCCUUGAUCUCUUUGCGGGAUAUCCAACCAAACGUAAACUUGCACUGUGGAUCGACGAAGCCAGCUUCCACGACCCCUUGACCAUAGCUGAGGGUAGGAAGCAGUACGAAUCACAAUGGUAUGGACUCAAGUCAGUGAUGAGCGAGAUCCAUCAGCAGCAUGUCGAGGUAGUCCGAGCGGGGAAUCCCAUCGAGCUGAAACUCAAGACGUUAUACAAAGUCAAAGGAAUCGGUUCAGAGCAGGUCAUUGAUUCGCAUGUAUUGGUGCACCUGGAUGGUGAUGGCCAAAGAAUCGUCAAGGUUGAAGACCGUUGGGAUGGGAAGAUCCCGGACAACGCCUUUGCCAAGGCCUUUCGGAACCUCAACAGCGUCACAGUCCCUAUUGCCGUCUCUGUGCCCAAGUCGAUUGAAGAGGAGGAAGGCACAGCGAAGAGAUAA
Exophiala mesophila is the source of this 684-nucleotide messenger RNA. RefSeq lists its product as uncharacterized. The transcript has 2 exons. The coding region runs from base 1 to 684 and encodes 227 amino acids. NCBI's taxonomy places the organism in Eukaryota, Fungi, Ascomycota, Eurotiomycetes, Chaetothyriales, Herpotrichiellaceae. The record is from RefSeq and is a predicted model, not a curated record.